GAAAGUACAAUCAACUUUGCAAAUAUCGCAGAUUAUGUUUAUGAUAUUCUCUUAGAAUAUAAAAAUAUAAACGAUGAUUUUGAAGGAAUGACUAAAUUUCAAGUCAAAUUUAAUAUUAAUUUUGAAUUGAUUUGUGAAGUGUUAAUUGAUGCUACUGAACAGGAUAGAAAUCUACAUAUUUCUAAUUCAAUUGUUAAUGCUGUUAGUAAUGGUGAUGGGUAUACAUAUGUUUAUCAAUCAAAAUAUAACAGCAAAAAGCAGGAUUAUAUAUCAUUUACAUAUUGGAGUUCUAUUACAAUUAAAAUUGAUUUCAAAAAUAAUAUUGUACUUAUCAACAUAUCUUAUGAUCUUCUACAUCUACAAUCUGAAAAAGUUAAUGUAAUGAAAAAGAUCAAAGAUUAUAUAAAUAAUUGUAUUCAACAAAGUGUACCAGAAAUAUACCAAUCAAUUAAAGAUCAACACAUUGAAGGAUACGAAUUUUUAACAAUUAAGCAG
Molecule: messenger RNA, 495 nt
Organism: Racocetra persica
Lineage: Eukaryota; Fungi; Glomeromycota; Glomeromycetes; Diversisporales; Gigasporaceae
Source: the annotation of a GenBank genome assembly